This is a messenger RNA of Chlamydomonas reinhardtii, 1252 nucleotides long. RefSeq lists its product as uncharacterized. Gene Ontology annotation, cellular component: cytoplasm; ubiquitin ligase complex. Lineage: Eukaryota; Viridiplantae; Chlorophyta; Chlorophyceae; Chlamydomonadales; Chlamydomonadaceae. The record is from RefSeq and is a predicted model, not a curated record. Bases 34 to 963 code for a protein of 309 amino acids. The transcript has a single exon. Gene Ontology annotation, molecular function: protein binding.
CCGCCGGCGGGCCUAUUUAAACGCAUUAAAGGGAUGACCGUGGACGCUGCCGGCUCCAUAUAUGUGGUAGACGACGACCGCCGCCUUCACCGCGUGACACCGGACGGGCGUGCGGCGACGCUUGUAAAAGAUUUGAGGGCGAAGAAUUGCAGGAAGCCGGUCAUCCUGCCAAACGGGUUCUUAGCCCUGGCUGCUGGCGAAACAUUUUACGAUGAUUCAGCAGCAGCCAUCGUGCUGGUUGGCCUUGGGCUACAGCCGCUACUGCCGCAGAUGCCGGCUGCAGCAGCAGCGACGGCUGUGGCAGCGCCGCCGCCGCGCAGCCUGCCCGCUGACCUUGGUGCGCUGCUGGACGCGAACGGCGGCGAUGGCAGCUCUGACCUCACCAUUCGCGUGGGCAAGCGCCGCUUCCAUGUGCACCGGGCCAUCCUGUCCGCGCGCUGCGACUACUUCAAGCAGCGGCUGGCGGGCGGUGCGUUUGCAGACGCGCGUGCGGCGGAGCUGGACUUGCCGGAUGUGGACGCCAGCGCCUUCGCGGUAUUCCUGAGGUGGGUGUACACGGGCGCCGCGGACAUCACUGCAAAGCGGGCGCGCGGCGUGGCCGAGCUGGCGGACCGGCUGCUGCUGUCGGAGCUGUGCGGCGCGGCGGCGGCGGUGGUGGCGGCGUCCGUGUCGCCCACAACGGUCGUGGACUGCCUGCUGUGGGCUGCUGGGCGCUGCGAGGUGCACGGAAGGGAAGAUGGUGGAGGCGCCAGCAGUGGCUUUGGGGCGCUGCUGGCGCAGCUGAAGGCGUGGUACGCGCAGCACCACGAGGAGGUGGCGGCGGUGGCGGGUGACAGCCGCAAGCGCCUGGCGCUACAGGCGCCGGAUGUAAUGGUGGAGCUGUUGGACGAGGUGGCUGCGUGGCAGCGGGAGGCCGGGGCCAAGCACGCACGCUUGGCGCUCCUAGGCAAGGCAUGCUCAUAGCGGGCAUGAGAGCACCAGCAGGGCUGCAAUGUGUCGAUUUCUUCCUUCUAGAUAGCUGGCAAGCACCCCGCGCCACGGCACGGAUUUGGUUGCUGGGCUUCGGCUUGUUUGUUGGAUCUUGGAUCGGGCAAAGCUGGGCAACAGGCUUUAAAAGCAGUGUGGUUAGGAACGAAGCUGCAUGACGAGAUAUGCGGUUUUCUCCGUAAGGGAAAAGUGGGCUGCGCCCACGCCACGUCUCUACUCUUGAGGCCGCAAGCGUCUACGUACCUCGCUCAUUUCCCGGAUAUAG